AUGUCUGUAAAUGGCUGCAUAGCAAGCGCGCGUGAGCAUGCUGUAUGCACAUCGGCAGCAGAGGUUAUACCGAAUGCUCCAAAGUCGCUCACCUUCAAAAUUGAACCUCAGGACGUGGUCGUGCCGGAAGGACUUUCGGUGCUGCUUCAAUGCGGUGGCGUGGCGCAAAACGGCAAGUCCGUCAAAAUACAACCGAUUAUACGUUGGCGGGGGCCCGAUGGGCAGGACUUGGGCAUCGUCGGAGACACAUUCCGCAAUCAGCUGAGUAACGGUUCAUUGUAUAUAAGCUCUGUGGAGGAGAAUCGCGGUUUGACCGGCUCCUAUCAGUGUCUGCUCAGCGCUGAAGGCAUUGGUACAAUUGUUAGUCGUGCGGCAGUCGUGUCCAUAGCACGUUUGCCCGAUCUAAAUCAAGACUUUAUCGAAACAUAUUUACUACCUGGCCAAACGGCGUAUUUUCGAUGCAUGGUGGGCCAAGUUCAGCCGGGUAUUAAGCACAUAGUACAAUGGCUUAAGGAUGACAUGCCGCUUGUGCUGGACAAAUUGCGCAUGGUGGUGCUGCCGAAUGGCGCCCUAGAAGUAGAUGAGGUCGGCAUUGGUGAUCGCGGCGCUUACCAGUGUAAUGUAACCUCCGGUAGCAUAUCUCGUUUAAGCAGCAAAACCAGCUUGAAUAUCAAAAAGGCCACUGAUCCAGGCAGUGAAAGUUUGGUUGCGCCCUCUUUUCUUGUGGGACCUUCGCCGAAAACCGUGAAAGAGGGUGACAGUGUCACUUUGGAUUGCGUGGCGAAUGGUGUUCCCAAACCGCAAAUUAAGUGGUUGCGCGAUGGCGCGGAACUCGAUCUUAGCGAUCUGGACUCGCCGUUCUCCAUCAUCGGCACGGGCUCACUACAAAUUUCUUCUGCCGAAGACAUCGACUCCGGGAACUAUCAGUGUCGUGCCAGUAAUACAGUGGACUCACUUGACGCGCAAGCCACCGUGCAAGUUUUGGUGCCGCCCAAGUUCAUCAAGAGCCCAAAAGACAAGACAGCUCACGAAAAAGAGGAGUUAGAGCUGGAGUGCGCGAUACGCGGUAAACCUAAGCCGCUGAUUCAGUGGUUGAAGAACGGUGAUGUGAUCACGCCCAACACGUACAUGCAACUAGUAGGUGGCCACAAUCUACGCAUUUUCGGCCUGCUGCAAUCCGAUGCCGGCAUGUUCCAAUGUGUUGGCACCAAUCCGGCUGGCAGUGUUCAAGCGGCGGCACGCUUGCGCGUCGCUCAAACGGGCAAAUCCAAAAAAUACCACACUUCCGCUUCCCAAACACCCAAAUCUCCAUUACUGCCGUCAGCUUCACCUAUGCGCCGACGCAAGGGGGGUGGUUCUAAGGCGAUUAAUCCUUUUGACACUUUCGGCGAUGCCAUUGACAAUUCAAUGGGAUCGACACGUAGUCUCUCCAAAAGCGCGCUGGAUAGUUUACUCUCACAGAGAGGCAGAAAACUGCCACGACCUGAGAGACCGCAAAAUGAUAAUGGCUAUGGUGAAUUUGCCUCACUGAAAGACCUCGAACAGUUGGACAUGGAAGAUACGGACAGUUCAGUGGAGCUGCCCACAAGUACACACGAGUUCAACGUAGGCGUUAACGGUGAUGACGGCAACAACGAUGACGAAGACAAUGAGGACGAAGACGAAUAUGACGAUUUAAAUGACAAUCAAGAAUUCAUUGAUGCCUACAAUCACGGUGACGAUCCCAAUAAAGUACUGAACUCUUGGAAGAAUAAAAAUAAGAAACAAUUAUCCUCAGCCACAUCCAAUUCACAAGCGGCGUCAUCAAGUUCCUCCUACUUAUCCUCAGAUUUAGAUGGACUCGAAGGCAGCAUUGGCAUAACUGGCGUUGGCAGUGUAGACGGCGGUGUAGACAUUCCACAAUCCGGUGGCGGAGUUACGCAUAUCCACGGUGCUGUCUUGAGCCGUUUACCGGGACCGCCGCACGACGUGGUUGCGCAAAUAGUGAAACCACGUUUCGUAACACUCAGUUGGAUGGAGCCGAAGAAGAACCCGGUCGAAGUUGUGUCUUAUACAGUAUUUUAUAAAAUGAGCAACAGCGAACGCGAACAGAAAAUUGUAACCAAAUCGCACGAUGACCAACAGGUGAAUAUCCAAAAUUUGCUGCCUGGAAAAACCUAUCAGUUCCGUGUGGUGGCAAAUACAAAUUUUGGUCCCGGCGAUUCUUCAGAGGUAUUGGAGGUGCGCACUCAACCGGAGGAGAAUAUUGCUGGUCCACCACGCAACGUCGAAGGACUGGCGACUAGCGAAAGAGAGAUUUUUGUAAAAUGGGAUUCUCCGAUCGUAACCAAUGGAGAGAUUAUGAAAUACCGGAUUUACUAUUCUGAGAAUGACAGUGGUGCUGAGAUGUAUCAAGAUAGCACCUCGCUGAGUGCUGUAAUCUCGGAGCUUCGUCCAUAUACCGAUUACACUAUUAGCGUAGUGCCUUUCAAUAAGAAUGGCAUGGGCGACCCGUCGAAUGAAAUAAAAGUCAAGACUUACUCCUCCACACCAACUGAGCCCCCCAAUAAUGUGACACUUGAAGUAACGAGUUCGACGUCCGUCACCGUGCACUGGGAGCCUCCAGCCGAGGAAGAGCGAAAUGGACAAAUCACCGGCUAUAAGAUUCGCUAUCGUAAACUUAAAGACACACCACAAGUGAAGAGCACACCAGCGAAUAUACGUUACUUCGAAUUGAAGGGACUUGAGCGACACUCAGAGUAUCAAAUAAAAAUUGCCGCUAUGACAGUGAAUGGCUCGGGCCCGUUCACAGAAUGGAAUCGCGUUAUGACUUUAGAAAAUGAUCUGGAUGAGACACAGGUGCCUGGUAAACCAGUUUGGAUCAACAUAGUUCCCGGUGGUGAUAACAUCGCUUUGCAUUGGGGACCACCGCAACAGCAUGAAAUCAAGAUUCGAAGUUAUGUUUUGGGCUGGGGUCGUGGAAUACCCGAUGAAAACAUCAUUGAGCUAAAAGAAUCCGAACGCUAUUAUGUAUUGAAAAAGUUGGAGUCAAAUACGGAAUAUGUGGUUUCGCUGCGUGCACGCAACAGUAAAGGUGACGGUCAACCAAUUUAUGACAACAUUAAAACACGUGACGAGGAACCGGUCGAUAUGCCGAUGCCGCUUGAAGUGCCUGUCGGCCUGCGAGCCAUCACCAUGUCCAGCUCAUCCAUUGUCGUCUACUGGAUAGAUACAAUGCUGAGUAAAAAUCAACAUGUCAUCGAUAAUCGUCACUACACCGUCCGUUUUGGCAUUUCCGGCUCUAGUCGUUUUCGAUAUCACAACACCACCGACCUCAAUUGCAUGAUUAAUGAUCUGCGUCCGAAUACACAGUAUGAGUUCGCUGUUAAAGUGGUGAAGGGGCGUCGUGAGUCGGCUUGGUCCAUGUCAGUGUUGAAUAGUACCUAUCAAAAUGUAGCAAUUACACCACCACGUGAGCUCACAGUACGACCUGAUGAACAGAAUCCACAAACUGUCAUUUUACAAUGGCUGCCACCGAAACACAGCCUUGGUCAAAUAACCGGUUACAACAUUUAUUACACAACCGAUACAACGAAACGAGAUCGCGACUGGUCCAUCGAGGCAUUCGCUGGUGACGAGACUAUGAUGAUGUUGCCUAAUUUGAAACCGUACACAACAUAUUACUUCAAAGUGCAAGCGCGCGUGGGGAAAGGCGCCAGUAAUGCGCCUUUUUCAGCGCUUGUGGCUUACACGACUCCGGCGGCAGUUGUGAUGCAGGAACCAAAACCGAUUGCCAAGGGCAUCAGUAAUGAGAUUAUCAUAUACUCUGUAGCAGGUGCGAUUGCAUUUAUUGUAUUGAUUUUUGUGGUCAUCAUGGUGGUACUGUGUCGACGAAAGCCCCAAUCCACUCCUGAUCACAACAAGAAGAGGUACGAAGACUAUCAAAAUGUUGGAGUUCCGAAGCCGCCAGAUCUAUGGAUACAUCACGAUCAAAUGGAGUUAAAGAACAUUGAUAAGACUAUUCACAGCACAACUCCUGUUUGUAGCGAUGGUGCUUCGAGUAGCGGUGCCUUAACAUUGCCACGUUCUGUGGUGCAUGAAUACGAUGUCGAUACGCCAGUGCCGGUUACCAAUUCGCUCGACAAACGAUCCUAUGUACCCGGUUAUAUGACAACUUCAAUGAAUUCUACGAUGGAACGGCCACAAUAUCCGCGCACGCAGUAUAACAUUUCCGCCAAUCGUUCGCAUAUGACUGUCGACACGGGGCACUCGCAACAAAGUCUGACGCAGCAGACGGGCUCCUUGGCACAAACGCCCGAACAUCCUUACGGCUAUGAGGGUAAUUUCUGCAAUCCUGGUUACCCGAACGGUGUCGGCGGUGCUGGUCCAGGUGGUGGCCCCACCAACAACGGUGGUGUUUCCACUAUCGAGAGUGCAAAACGUGGUCAUCCAUUGAAGAGUUUUAGUGUACCAGGUCCACCCCCAACGGGCGCUGCGACACCCAUCAAUAAACACACACCUGCCGUAACAAUACGUCCACAAAAUCAAUCGCCCUACAAGAAGCCCUCCUUCUCAGCUGCUACGCCCACGAACCGGUUGCAAAGCGGCUCGUCUGUGGCACACUCCAACGAUGAAAUACAACGAUUAGCGCCCAGCACCUCAACCGAAGAGCUGAACCAAGAGAUGGCCAAUCUAGAGGGACUCAUGAAGGACUUGAGUGCAAUAACGGCGAAUGAAUUCGAAGUUUAACAGUAAAUAGAAAUAAAUACAGCGCCAUACGAAAGUGUCUACGGCCGAAACGUGCUUCAGAUAAGAAAAUUAACAAAUGCGCAACCAACAUAAUCGGUAAAAGUAUUGAACGAUGAAGGAAAGGUUUUCAAAACAAACAAACAAAAAAAAAAA
Bactrocera latifrons is the source of this 4881-nucleotide messenger RNA. It is a transcript of the gene fra, whose product is annotated as netrin receptor DCC. Gene Ontology annotation, cellular component: membrane. Gene Ontology annotation, biological process: cell-cell adhesion. Gene Ontology annotation, molecular function: protein binding. The record is from RefSeq and is a predicted model, not a curated record. NCBI's taxonomy places the organism in Eukaryota, Metazoa, Arthropoda, Insecta, Diptera, Tephritidae. The transcript has 12 exons. The coding region runs from base 1 to 4728 and encodes 1575 amino acids.